AUGGGAAAGCAGUGGUCUUUCUUCAGUGUUAUGGAUACCCUUUUGUUGUGUAUCCUUCUUUCGUCUGAAGUAGUUUUCACUAGUAUUCUAAAGGUUGGCAAAGUCUAUCCGAGGAUUGAAGGUUCUCAAAUGAAUUGGAUUGACAAGAAUGGCAUUUUGCUUGUUUCAUACAAAGAAAAAUUUGGAUUUGGCUUUGUCACCACACCAAAUGACAUCACAUUGUUUCUAUUAGCAGUAGUCCACAUGGACAGCAACACGGUGGUUUGGGUUGCAAAUAGGGGUCUUCCUGUUUCCAACUCUGAUAAGUUGGUGUUCGAUGAGAAGGGCUAUCUCUAUUUGCGUAAAGGACCUGGAGUGGUGUGGUCUACAGGUACAAGAGGCAAGGAAGUUUCUUCAAUGGAAUUGAGAGACACUGGAAACUUGGUUUUGCUAGGGAAUGAUAGUAGCGUGAUUUGGCAGAGUUUUAGCCACCCAACAGAUACCUUGUUACCAAUGCAGGACUUCAUUGAGGGAAUGAAACUUUUCAGUGAACCUGAUCCCAACAACUUGACCUAUGUUCUGGAGAUUGAAUCUGGCAAUGUCAUUCUUUCCACUGGUUCACAAACUCCACAGCCUUAUUGGUCUAUGAAGAAGGAUAGCCGCAAAAAAAUCAUCAACAAAAAUGGUGAUGUGGUGGCUUCAGCUACCCUUAAUGCAAGCUCUUGGAGCUUCUAUGAUGACACUAAAUCCUUAUUGUGGCAAUUUAAUUUUUCUGAAAAAUCAGAUGCAAAUGCCACUUGGAUUGUAGUUUUGGGGAGUGAUGGCUUUAUCACAUUCUCCAAUCUCCAAAGUGGAGGAGCAGUUGUUGCUUCAUUAAUAAGAAUACCACAAGAUUCUUGCAGCACCCCAGAACCUUGUGAUCCCUAUAACAUAUGCAGUGGUGACAAAAAGUGCACCUGCCCUUCUGUUCUCAGCUCUAGCCCUAAUUGCAAACCCGGUUUUGUCUCUCCUUGCAGCUCAAAAGGCUCCAUUGAGCUCCUCAAAGCGGAUGAUGGACUUAAUUACUUUGCACUUGGGUUUAUUCCACCCUCUUCAAAGACUGAUUUGAUUGGUUGCAAAACCUCUUGCAGUGCAAACUGCUCAUGCCUUGCUAUGUUCUUCAACAGCAGUUCAGGGAACUGUUUCCUAUUGGACAGGAUUGGAAGCUUUGAGAAAUCUGACAAAGAUUCUGGCUUAGUGUCCUACAUUAAGGUGGUAUCUAGUGAUGGACACACUAGAGACAGUGGAAGCAGCAAUAUGCAGACAAUAGUUAUUGUGAUCAUUGUGAUAGUAACAUUGUUUAUCAUUUCUGGUAUGCUGUUUGUGGCACAUAGAUGCUUCAAAAAAAAGCAAGAUUUGCCUGAGUCUCCUCACGAGAAUUCAGAAGAUGACAAUUUCUUGGAGAGUUUAACUGGCAUGCCAAUCCGUUACAGCUACAAUGAUCUAAAAACUGCAACAUGUAACUUCUCAGUGAAGCUAGGAGAAGGGGGUUUUGGUUCAGUUUAUAAAGGAGCUCUACCAGAUGGUACUGAACUAGCUGUGAAGAAGUUGGAAGGAAUUGGCCAAGGGAAGAAAGAGUUCAGGAUUGAAGUUAGCAUUAUAGGAAGCAUUCAUCACCAUCAUUUGGUAAGGCUUAAAGGGUUUUGUGCUGAAGGGUCUCAUAGACUUCUUGCUUAUGAGUACAUGGCCAAUGGAUCAUUGGAUAAAUGGAUAUUCGACAAGCACAGAGAGGAAUUGUUGUUAGAUUGGGAUACGAGAUAUAACAUAGCACUUGGAACGGCAAAAGGACUUGCUUACCUCCAUGAAGAUUGUGACUCAAAGAUUAUUCAUUGUGACAUCAAACCGGAAAAUGUGCUUCUAGAUAACGACUUCCUGGUCAAGGUUUCUGAUUUUGGCUUGGCUAAGCUCAUGACACGUGAACAAAGCCAUGUUUUCACAACACUUAGAGGCACUAGAGGGUAUCUAGCCCCUGAGUGGAUCACAAACUGUGCCAUAUCAGAGAAAAGUGACGUUUAUAGCUAUGGCAUGGUGUUGCUAGAGAUCAUUGGGGGGAGAAAAAACUAUGAUCCAAGGGAAACAUCAGAGAAAUCCCAUUUCCCAUCUUUUGCUUUUAAGAUGAUAGAAGAAGGGAAGGAGAGAGAGAUUCUUGACUCAAAGCUGGAAACUUAUGAAAAUGAUGAGAGGGUUCAGACUGCUGUGAAAGUUGCAUUGUGGUGCAUACAAGAAGACAUGUCUUUGAGGCCUUCUAUGACCAAAGUUAUCCAAAUGCUAGAGGGUCUGUGCACUGUUCCCAAGCCACCAACUUGUUCUGUCCUUGGUUAUCGGUUCUACUCAAAUAGUGAUGCUGGUACUUCUUCAGGACCAUCAGAUUGUAACAGUGAUACCAAUCUUUCUGCUGCUAGGCUUUCAGGACCAAGAUGA
Molecule: messenger RNA, 2439 nt
Organism: Sphenostylis stenocarpa
Lineage: Eukaryota; Viridiplantae; Streptophyta; Magnoliopsida; Fabales; Fabaceae
Source: the annotation of a GenBank genome assembly